ACAUAAAGGUCGUUAAAGAGCCUGUGGGGCUGUGGGGCCUUCACUCUCUGGAGGAAUUUCAUACACCCACUCGAUCCUGGCAAAGACGAAAUUGCCAAGUAGGAGACAAGGAGCAAAGUCCCAUCACAGCGGGAAGGGACGCCAGUGCCUGCUGAGGCUGAGCAGGGAAAAGGCCAGUGCCCCAGCGGCAGCACCGCUCAGAGCUGGUCGGCCAUGGACGUCCUGGUCCCACUCCUGCAGCUGCUGGUGCUGCUUCUCACCCUGCCCCUGCACCUCAUGGCUCUGCUGGGCUGCUGGCAGCCCCUGUGCAAAACCUACUUCCCCUACCUGAUGGCUGUGCUGACCCGCAAGAGCAACCGCAAGAUGGAGAGCAAGAAACGGGAGCUCUUCAGCCAGAUCAAGGGGCUCAUGGGGGCCUCCGGGAAAGUGGCCCUGCUGGAGCUGGGCUGUGGCACCGGUGCCAACUUUCAGUUCUACCCAGCGGGCUGCAGGGUCACCUGCCUGGACCCAAAUCCCCACUUUGAGAAGUUCCUGACAAAGAGCAUGGCUGAAAACAGGCAUCUCCAAUACGAGCGGUUCGUGGUGGCUCCUGGAGAGGACAUGAGGCAGCUGGCUGAUGGCUCCAUGGAUGUGGUGGUCUGCACCCUGGUGCUGUGCUCUGUGCAGAGCCCAAGGAAGGUCCUGCAGGAGGUCCAGAGAGUACUGAGGCCGGGAGGUGUGCUCUUUUUCUGGGAGCACGUGGCGGAACCACAAGGAAGCUGGGCCCUCACGUGGCAGCAAGUUGUGGAGCCCACGUGGAAACACAUUGGGGACGGCUGCUGCCUCACCAGAGAGACCUGGAAGGAUCUUGAGAAGGCCGGGUUCUCCGAAGUCCAAAUGGAACGACAGCCCCCUCUCUUCAAGUGGCUACCUGUUGGGCCCCACAUCAUGGGAAAGGCUGUGAAAUAACCUUUCCCAAGCCCCAAGGCACUCAUUUGCUCCCUCCCCAGCCUCCAGUUAGAACAAACCACUCGCCAACCUAUCUAUCUUCCACUGAGAGGGACCUAGCAGAGUGAGAGAAGCCAUUCCCAUAUCACCUCCUAGUCCAUCUCUCCCCAGCCUCUGCCAGGGCAAUCUCUAACUUCAAUUCCUCCUUCGACAGUAAAAAAACUGUACUUCUACCCUGACUACAGGGAGGAAACGC
Messenger RNA from Saimiri boliviensis boliviensis (Bolivian squirrel monkey), 1183 nucleotides. It is a transcript of the gene TMT1B, whose product is annotated as thiol methyltransferase 1B. NCBI's taxonomy places the organism in Eukaryota, Metazoa, Chordata, Mammalia, Primates, Cebidae. Gene Ontology annotation, molecular function: S-adenosylmethionine-dependent methyltransferase activity. The record is from RefSeq and is a predicted model, not a curated record.